CUCCGCUCGCCGUCCCGCCCGGCCGCCCCUCGCGCGGCUCCUUCCCCCUAUGGAUGGGAAGGCAGCGCCCAACGGCGUGGCCACCAUCGAGGACCGGAUCCUGCGCAUCACCGGCUACUAUGGAUAUUACCCGGGAUACUCCAGCCAGAAAAGUGCCUCACGAUCAUCUGUCAUCCAAUGCAAGCCAGGAGGCAACUGCCCCAGCAGACACAGAGGCAUGACUAGGCAGCUCUCCCCUCUAUCUGUUGCUGAAGAUUCUGCUGCUCCCAUUCUUGAGCUGCAGAAUCGAAGUCCCUCGGGAAUCUGUCGGCACAGCAGAGUCGAGAGGCAGAGCAGAUCAGGAGAAGAAGGAACACAAACGCACACAGAGAGCAGCAGCCAAGAAGCUGAAGGACAGACACGAUGCCAGUCUUGCACAUCCACAUUUCUCAAGCUUAUCUGGAGGUUCCUGAUCAUUUUGUCCGUCUCCUCCUCCUGGGUCGGGACCACGCAGUUUGUCAAAAUCACUUUUGAGACCUUUGACUGUCCUUUUUUCAUGACUUGGUUCUCAACAAACUGGAACAUUAUGAUUUUUCCCAUUUAUUACUCUGGGCACCUUGCAACUGCGCAGGAAAAGCAGUCUCCAAUCAAAAAAUUCAGGGAAUGCAGUCGGAUUUUUGGUGAAGAUGGUCUGACGCUGAAACUCUUUCUUAAAAGGACUGCUCCCUUUUCUAUUCUGUGGACUUUGACUAACUACCUGUAUUUACUGGCUUUAAAGAAGCUGACAGCCACAGACGUCUCUGCCCUCUUCUGUUGUAACAAAGCUUUUGUCUUCUUGCUUUCUUGGAUUGUGCUGAAAGACAGGUUCAUGGGAGCAAGGAUAGUUGCAGCAAUCAUGGCAAUCACAGGAAUUGUGAUGAUGGCAUAUGCAGAUGGUUUCCAGGGAGAUUCAAUCAUUGGGGUGGCAUAUGCUGUGGGAUCAGCCUCCACAUCUGCCUUGUAUAAGGUUUUGUUCAAAAUGUUCCUUGGAAGUGCAAACUUCGGGGAAGCAGCUCAUUUUGUGUCUACACUGGGCUUCUUCAAUUUCAUCUUCAUCUCUGUCACCCCAAUCAUACUGUAUUUUACAAAAGUGGAGUACUGGUACCCUUUCUCUGCUGUGCCCUGGGGUUACCUGUGUGGAGUAGCUGGCCUCUGGUUAGGUAUGUGAUAAAAAAAAAAUACUCAUUUUUCCAGCUCUUUUCUCCCCACCAAUACAAAAUUAGCCUCUGGCACAAACAAUUCCCCCCUGUCCUCCUAAACAUCAGAGCUCUCUCACAGAUUAAGUCUGGUCCCAGUGCAAAUUGGUACU
Messenger RNA from Lepidothrix coronata (blue-crowned manakin), 1327 nucleotides. It is a transcript of the gene SLC35F4, whose product is annotated as solute carrier family 35 member F4. Lineage: Eukaryota; Metazoa; Chordata; Aves; Passeriformes; Pipridae. The coding region runs from base 50 to 1186 and encodes 378 amino acids. Gene Ontology annotation, molecular function: transmembrane transporter activity. The transcript is spliced from 6 exons. Gene Ontology annotation, biological process: transmembrane transport. The record is from RefSeq and is a predicted model, not a curated record. Gene Ontology annotation, cellular component: membrane.